Molecule: messenger RNA, 489 nt
Organism: Drosophila guanche
Lineage: Eukaryota; Metazoa; Arthropoda; Insecta; Diptera; Drosophilidae
Exons: 2
Coding region: 36-422 (128 amino acids)
Molecular function (GO): protein binding; serine-type endopeptidase inhibitor activity
Source: RefSeq, a predicted model, not a curated record
CAGCGGACGAGUUGAAAGCUAACGCGCCUGUCAAGAUGCUGACAUUUUGGCUAACAAUUGCACUGCUGGUCUGUGCCACCAGCUCGGCCACUGGACAACUGAUCUUUCAAACAACAACCACGCAAAGUCCGUUGGGUACAAGCGGCUCUGUCCCUAGCCCUGGUGCUGGCUGGGCGCUGGUCAACAAUGUGAGAAUAUCGAAUGCCAUUACACCGUUUGUCACUCAACCGCCGCGGACACAACAGUUUGUGGACUGCUUCGGCAGCUGCCCCACCACACCGGAAUACAAUCCCAUCUGUGGCAGCAACAUGCAACUCUAUCUAAAUGAGCAAAAAUUCAAUUGUGCGCGAUUCUGUGGUGCUGAUAUACAAAUAGUGAGGCGAGGCAGCUGCGAGGGUCUGUUUCAAAUGACAAGAGGUUGACAUGGCACAUGGCACUCAAUAAAACCAAUUAAAACAAUAAAUAUAAACCCCAGAGUUAUUAGCGCUA